Molecule: messenger RNA, 847 nt
Organism: Cydia strobilella
Lineage: Eukaryota; Metazoa; Arthropoda; Insecta; Lepidoptera; Tortricidae
Exons: 5
Coding region: 56-820 (254 amino acids)
Source: RefSeq, a predicted model, not a curated record
UUCUUAGUUUUGGAUAUCUAAAUUUAAUUUUUUUAAUUUUUCUACAUUUCUGUAAAUGGUUAAAAUGGCUCCUAAACAUGAGAAGAAACCGAAAAAAGAAACAUCAGUGUGUCAGACCUCCAAAUGCGAUAUGACCCAGGACGCAGAAUGCGCCGCGAGCUGCCCGGGCGGUGUCAGCAUAGCCUCAGGGCGAGGAGUCUACCCGGGUGGAGGAAAGCCGACUGAUCGGCAACGUCGCAACAUGGAGCGGGUUGAAAUGCUUGCGCGACCCAACACGAGGCGGCUGCGGAGUCUCUGGGAUGAGAAGUGCGCCAUACUGCCGCCUGAUCGUCGUGACAAGAUCAAAAGCGCGCUGGAGGAGGACUAUUUUCUUAGUCCCGAGCAAACGGAGCAAUACUUUCAAGCCUUGAACCAGCAUACGGGCAAGUUCCACGUCCCGGGCGCCGGCACAGUCAGUCGCAAGGAACAAGCGGAUAUGGCCAAGGAAUUGCGGCAGCGGCAGAAGUGGCUUGUCAACUUUAGUGCACAGGUGGCGUAUCGUAUUUGCGACUACAUCGCGAAGGGCCAGAAAGAGAUGCUCGUGUCCAACAGGCUACGGAGCAUCGCUGAUGUGGUGUUAGAGAGAGUGGCGGAUAUACUGGGUGAGCCCAAACCCACCCGAACACACCCUGGCCGCCUGGCGCGCUUUAUGGUAGCCAUCUCCGACCGCAUCGCCGUCUGGAUCGAAAACGCCGUCUAUCGCGCCGACGCGAUUGAGCCGCCCGAGGAACCCCAGCACGAGCAUAUGCGACUGGACCAAGAGCGCCCGCUUAUAUGUUAAAUCGGUAAGAACUAGAGGCACGCUAAA